CAAAAACUCCUUAGUUGGCUACUUGAUGGUGAUUCUCAACUCAAAGUGGUUUCGGUGGUAGGAAAGGGUGGUUCGGGCAAAAGCGUACUGGUAAAAAGGGUCUUUGAGGAGGAAGAAGUGAAGAAGCAAUUCCAAAGCCAUGCUUGGAUCACAGUUUCGCAAUCAUUUGACAUUGUGAAUCUCCUAAAGGACUUGAUCGAACAGCUCUUUGAAGAAACAAAGGAGACGUUGCCCCAAAGACUAGAAAUCAUGCAAGAGAAUCAACUAAAAACGGCCAUCCAGAAAUUCCUUCAAACACGAAGGUUCGUGAUUGUUUUAGAAGAUAUAUGGAGUGUAAAGGCAUGGAAUGAUAUCAAGCAUGUAUUCUUUACUAGUGGGAACUAUGGUAGUCGUGUACUGCUCACAACUCGUAUAUUUAAUGUAGCUAAUACUUCAUGCUCUGAAUUAAAAGGUCGCAUGCAUGAAAUGGAGGCCUUGUCUGAUAGAGAGUCUUGGACUCUCUUCUGUAAUAAGACAUUCAGAGACAGACUUUGUCCUCCACAUUUGACAAAAGCCUCACGAAAUAUACUAGGAAAAUUGGAGGGAUUGCCCCUUGCAAUUGUGGCAAUUAGUAGUGCAUUGGCUUCGAGUGACAAAAAUUUGGUGGACGAAUGGGAAGAAAUCCAGCGGCAAUUGAGUGAUGAACAAGAAAGCAAUGACAAAAUUGAGAGACUGAAAUAUGUUUUGAAUCUCAGUUAUUAUGAUUUGCCUUACGAUCUUAAAAUUUGUUUCUUGUACUUGAGCAUUUUUCCUGAGCAUUAUUAUCCGAUUGAAAAGACAAGAGUGAUUCGACUGUGGACUGCAGCAAGAUUCGGGCUCACACAAAAAUUUGCUGAGGGCUAUUUCGAUGAACUUCUCNAGCAUUAUUAUCCGAUUGAAAAGACAAGAGUGAUUCGACUGUGGACUGCAGCAAGUUUCGGGCUCACACAAAAAUUUGCUGAGGGCUAUUUCGAUGAACUUCUCAAUAGAAACUUGAUCCAAGUGACAAAGAAAACGAUGGAGGAAAAACCUAAAACUUUUUUUAUUCAGCANAAACACGAAGGUCGCAUGCAUGAAAUGGAGGCCUUAUCUGAUAGAGAGUCUUGGACUCUCUUCUGUAAUAAGACAUUCAGAGACAGACUUUGUCCUCCACAUUUGACAAAAGCCUCACGAAAUAUACUAGGAAAAUUGGAGGGAUUGCCCCUUGCAAUUGUGGCAAUUAGUAGUGCAUUGGCUUCGAGUGACAAAAAUUUGGUGGACGAAUGGGAAGAAAUCCAGCGGCAAUUGAGUGAUGAACAAGAAAGCAAUGACAAAAUUGAGAGACUGAAAUAUGUUUUGAAUCUCAGUUAUUAUGAUUUGCCUUACUAUCUUAAAAUUUGUUUCUUGUACUUGAGCAUUUUUCCUGAGCAUUAUUAUCCGAUUGAAAAGACAAGAGUGAUUCGACUGUGGACUGCAGCAAGUUUCGGGCUCACACAAAAAUUUGCUGAGGGCUAUUUCGAUGAACUUCUCAAUAGAAACUUGAUCCAAGUGACAAAGAAAACGAUGGAGGGAAAACCUAAAACUUUUUUUAUUCAGGACCUUGUGCGUGAAAUUGUUCUUUCCAAAUCGAGAGAGCAGAACAUGGCAAUUCUGACAAACAGACAAGAAGUAAGGUUGCCUGAGAAAGUCCGACAUUUAGCAGUCCCUAACUCCUUUGAAGUUGUACCAAAACCCAAGUGUUUUCAGACACUUCAAUCUUUGAUCGUGUUCAAAAUGGUAGAUUCAAGACAUGGUUCCUCUGUUUUUCCGCUCUUAGUUGGUGGUUGUAAGCUGCUGAAGGUUUUAGACUUAAGCUUUGUUCCCUUGGAGACAUUCCCAGAUGGGGUUUCUAAACUACUUCAUCUCAGGUAUUUAAGCAUGCAGGGAACAAACCUGAAAGUCAUUCCAAAAUCUAUCGGAAAUCUUCGGAACCUAGAGACCUUUGAUUUGAGAGGUACUGAAGUGAUUAAUUUGCCCAUCGCGAUAGGAAAGCUUCUGAAACUUCAGUAUCUUCUUGUGUAUAAGGCCAAGGCCAAAUAUUUACAAGUUGGUUGUAAAGCCCCCGCGGAAAUAGGAAACUUGUCAUCCCUGCAAAAGCUAGGUAGCAUCGAUACAAGCCAAAACAGUGGCAAGAGUAUUCUGGGAGAGUUGGGCAAGCUUACUCAACUAAAGACUUUACACAUUAGAGGGUUGAGAAGAGAAGACGGUACAACUCUAUGCUCGUCCCUUGAAAAGAUGAUCAACCUUCGCUCCUUGUCUGUUCGCUCAAUUUCUAUUAAAGAUGAUGAGAACCUUGAUCUAAAAUCUUUAUCUUCAGCUCCACCAUCUCUACGAAAGCUAGACUUGGAGGGAUGUCUAUUAAACGCACCACGCUGGAUAUCUUGUCUUCAUAGCCUGGUCAGAGUAUGUUUAUCGUGGAGCGGGUUAAGGGAUGAUCCACUGCAAUACCUACAAGAUUUGCCAAAUCUCAUUGAGCUUAAACUCUGUGGAGGUGCCUCUGAAGUAUCAAGUUUGUUUUUCCAGGAUGGACAGUUUGAGAGGCUCAAGAUUUUACGGAUUUUGGGUUUUGAAGGGUUAAGAUGGUUGAGAUUUGGGAAGGGUGCCAUGCCUCAACUUGAAAAGUCGCACAUUGAGUCCUGUGAACUGUUGGAGGUGCCAUCAGGAAUCGAAUAUCUAGCCAAACUUAAAUCAUUACGUCUAGUUGAUAUGCCUCCUUUUGUAGUUAGGGCCUUGUCGAAUCGAGACAGAGAAGCAGGGGAGUAUUGGAAAAUUAAGCAUAUCCCUAAGGUGAUGAUUGGACAUCAUAAUGAAGAGGGUCUUUUGGUGAAAAAAUAUCUAUACAGAUGAAAAGAGUUCUUACCAGGUCAGGAUAAUCUCCUCCUCCGAUUUACUGUUUUGUGUUCAAUUAUUUUUCCCUUGCCUUCUUCUCAAGUAAACUGAAAUUGAUUUUUCUAAUCCAGUUUUUUGUUUUUCUUUCAUAAUAGGGGUUUAUAACAAGUAGUCCAAGUGGCCAGGUAGAGUUUGAUUUCAUCUAAUUAGAUAGAUCAAGUUCACUUUCCCACUCAUUUAGCAGCAGCAAUAGCAAUUAAAAGUUUCCAGAAUUUGAUGAGAGAUUGCUGGAGCCUCUCUUCUAUUACCACUGCCGAAGACAUUUCCGUGACAUGCCUGAUGGUUUUGUCUUUGACGAUGAACCCAUUUCACCACUGUUGUUAGUCUUUGAUGUUUUUGUAUUUUGUUGAUUCUAGAGUGCUUUAUGUGAUCCUUGUGUUGAGGAGAAAGUUGUAAACAAGGAUGGGAUUUUCUUAAAGAGAAG
This is a messenger RNA of Ilex paraguariensis (yerba mate), 3349 nucleotides long. The record is from the annotation of a GenBank genome assembly. Lineage: Eukaryota; Viridiplantae; Streptophyta; Magnoliopsida; Aquifoliales; Aquifoliaceae.